AGGUGUGUAUAGAGACUAUUGAAAUGGAACUGUUUCCUUGACUUCAUUUUCACUCUAUUAUCAGUGUGUAACAAAGCUACUGAUUUCUGAAUUUGGAUUUUGUGAAUUGCUACUUACUGAUAUUCACAUUGAAUGUGUAGAAGUUGGGAGUUUGUUCUCUCCUUCCACCACAAUGACUUUGUAUUAGUUGAGCUAUGCUGCAGACCCAUGGUCUAUUAAUUGAUGAAAUGUGGUGUUGAAGUCAGUCAUUCUUCUUGUAUCCAGAUCUCUCUUCAUGACCAGUACUUCUUGAGCGAUGAAACUGAUUGUACCAAUGUGGGAACAGUUUUUAUAGAAAAUACCUCUUGCCUCAAGAUACUGAACUUUUCCCAGAUCUUCUAACCAAGUUGAUGCUAUGUCUUGAGAUUAUUUAAAACUACAUAUAUAAACUGCUCUUCUAGUGUGAACUCAGCUUAACUUGAGCUUAACUUAAACACUCAGUUUAACUUGAGUGUGAGAAAACAACGUAACCAACAUUCCUAUGAACUGGAUUUUCCAUGCCAUCAGCUUUUACUACCUAAGCGACAUGUACAGCGUUAAUAUUAAAGUAUGUAUGCUUCUGUGCCCCUUAUCAAGGAUAAUGUAGAUAAUGUAUGUGUGUAUGUUGUGGGAAUCAUAUGCUGAAAGCCGCUAACAAGUUCAAAGCAACCUUACAUGACAAAUGUCCCGUAAAUGUUGGAAGCAGCAUGUGGAUAUUCUAGGUUGAUAACAUCUCUCUGCAGUUUUGAACGCUAUCAUGGGUCAGUUAAGUAAUUUCUUCCCUUGCAAAACUCGGUUAAAGAUUUCUGUAGAAAAGAAUUUCUCAUUCCUUCCCCCUACUAUGUUUUCUGUGCUUUUAAAUAAAUACAGAGCAAAGCCCUUUGUUAGGGACAGUCAGACACCAUACAUGCGGCAGACAGACCACAGUCAGGCCCCAGAUCAGAAACUCCAGACAGACAGAUGAAAGAUAAGGGGAGAGGAGCAGGGAACUCAAAUGUGGGCUCACUAUUGGUCCACAGCACUCCAUGAAGUCUCUUGUAUCAUCCCUCCAACAUUUGCCAUGUGUACUUCCAAUUAUUAAAUCUUUUGAUGGAUUGUUCUCUUUAUUAAGAUGCAGUGACCUUCUUUAUCUCUCCUUACAGUUUUCGUCUUGAAGUCAGCUUUUCCAGAUAGGAGUAGAGCUGCUUUUGCUUAUAUGAAGAUUCUGUUUGCCUGGAAAGACAAUAUUCCAAACUUUCACGUGCUGUCUUUUAAUCUUUGACAAGGAGGGCAAGAAGCCUGGAAAAGGGAGCGCCACACAAUGCUUAAACAAAAAGUUAGGCGUGUUGGAGAAGGAGAAGCCAUGGGUCCAUCACCAAAGAAAAGGUACACCAUGGACAUGGUGUCAAACAAAUCUCUUCAAGCUUCUGCCAAGGCGAAGGGCGAAGGUGCUACUGUCAUCCAGAAAGCCCAGGUGGGGAUGAUGGAGGGUGAUUCCAAGUCACCUGAAGUCUACCUGAAAGAAUAUGAUCAAAACCAGCUUAAUCCUGCGGCAGGAGAAGCCAUUCUCCCCAGUCCACAAGGUUCUCUGACUGAGGACUCUCUUCACCGCAAAGAUGAUGUCACAGUUGCAGGGGGAAGUGUUAGCUGUGACGACUCUGCAAGCACUGCUAAUGCACCAGCAACACCUUCAUCAGAAGCUGGCCCCUCUGUGUCCCCACGGAACUCAACUAUCACUAAUUAUGAAAUAAAACAUGCUCUGAGGACAGAAAUCCGACGCUAUGGGCGCCAAUAUGGAAGGAUUUUCAAGCUGCUUGAAGAAGUACAGGGACCUCUGGAAGUCCGGAAACAGUUUAUUGAGUUUACCAUCAAGGAAGCGGCAAGAUUUAAAAGACGUCACUUAAUACAUUAUCUUGAGGAGAUACUGGAAAAGUUAAUGUCAGAAAUCUCUCUCAAGAACAAUGAUCUAAACCCAAGUGUGUGAUCCUGUUAUUCCCGUGGUCAGAAAGAUACAACAUAUAUUUUAAUGUGUUCCUGAAUGUAGCAGGGAGAUGCUGAAGCCUCCCAUUAUGUAUUAGCUAAGAUAAUUACCUCUACGAAAACUGUCUUAAACUACUUUGAAUAAAAGAUGGGCUUUCUCUUUA
Molecule: messenger RNA, 2141 nt
Organism: Cricetulus griseus (Chinese hamster)
Lineage: Eukaryota; Metazoa; Chordata; Mammalia; Rodentia; Cricetidae
Source: RefSeq, a predicted model, not a curated record